GAAAUAUUAAAGAAAGGCAUUUUAUUAAAAGUGGUAAUAUUCUGAAAAAUAAAACAAUUAGUAAAUGUCAAUGGUCUAAUAAAUUGUCAGUAAACUCAACUACCGUACUGCAAUCGAAAAUACAAGAAAAAAAAACAAGUGUUUUGGCAUUUGGCGCUCUAUGGUUAUCAUUACACAACACAACUAAAGGAAAGUUAUUAAUCUUUUAGAUGUUUACAAAGAUUUCAUGCUCAAAAGUUGCUUGAACUCUGAUUUUUGAUGCAUAUUUUUUCCACAAAAUUGUGUCUGAACUACAAAUUGUACAACUUUUGAGUGUUCCACUCCAUUUUAUCCAAGAUGUUUGAUUUAGUCCAUCCACAGCCCUCUAGGCACGCCCACUCCGCUGUGAUUGGUCACAUUCCUAAAGACUUCCGGAUAGGAAAUUGAGUGCAGGCAAAGGAAAUGCGAAUUACAUUGAUGUCAGUAGAAGUGGUAGUAUUAGAUUAAAACAACUCCAUCCAAAACUUAUUUCAGGAUUCACUUCAAAAUGUGCAGAACUUAAUUUUUUAACAUCGUUUAACACGAGAAUACAACAUUGUAACAACAUUUACAGGACAGAAAAGUGGAAAAAGCAUAGUGGAGCGACACCGAGAUGGCCAGUCAGCUGCAGAAGUUUGUGGCGGAGAAGAAGGACGUGGUGGAGACGGUGAUGGAGGCCUUUGAGCAGGGCGCUGAGGUGGUGGCCAGCAUCGCCGGCGACCUCUUCCCCGUCUUUUCCAUCGCCGCGCCCAUCGUCAAGCUGGCUCUGGACAAUGUGGAGACCAAGGAGGCGGCCUUCAUGAGGGAGCAGUUCCAGAAGGUGCGCGACCGCCUGGAGGUCGUCUCGGAGCAGAUGCAGAGGAUCCACGACGAGAUCAAGAAGAGCGGAAUGGAUGCGGCUUACUUCUCCGCGGAGGAGAACAUCACCAACCAGUUCAGGAAGUACAUGGACAUCCUCAACGCCAAAGCCAAGUUCCGGGAAGUUAAGAAGAAGCUCUUCUUGGAGCAUUUUGACAAAACGGGCGGCGACAAGAAUCUCAACAUCCUUUACAACGCCGUGACGGGCGACAACUUCUCAGGGGAGUCGGUGCUGGAGAUAAUACUCAACUACGAGGAGAAGAGUCGGCGACCGUUGGAGGACUUCUGCGCCAGGUUGAAGAAGCUCUUCUGCCUCGGGCUCAUCGCACUGCUGGGCCACGCCGCCCUGAAGGGCUACGACGAGGAAGAGGCGCUCCUCAAAGACUGGAACGAGAAGAUGAAGCUGGUCCAGGACAAAAUGAAUGUCGUGAUCGAGGAGUGCAUCGUCAGCUUCCCCAAACAGGCCGAGCUGGAUUCCCGUCGGCUGGUGAGGGACCACCCGGACUGGACCAACCAGCAGCUGGCCGACGCCAUCAUAGCCCAGCUCAAGACAAAGUACGACUGGGUGGGCUGGUCGGUGCGCGUGUUCAAGUCCCCCUCGGGCCUGUUUGCCCCAAAGAAGCCCUGCCACUGCCCGGCGGGAAGGAACCGCUUCCAGGUGCCCGCGUCGGACAGCAAACUCAACGUGGUGGUGUCAUACAGUUCCUCCGCCGAACCCGUCGACCGCAGCCACAUCCAGCAGCUGAUCCAGAGCCAGAAGAAGCUCAGCGUGGUGGCGGUGGCCGAGAUGCUGUUUGAGAAGCUGCCCGGCGAGUGCGCCGUUCACACGGUGAAGACCAGCAAAGACCUGGCCUGCGCCUGGAGCUUCUCGGACGAGCUGCACUACUGGGAGGAGCACAAGAACCUGUACGUGUGCGUUCACUCGGCGUGACCAACAAGCUGCCGCACUUUUCACCGACAUGUGCCUUCAUGCUCCUCCAGAUCCUCCUACCUUUGUGGAAAAUGAACAUUCCUCCUACAGAGACAUAAUGGGUUCCAGAUAACGAGCUAAUUCCCAACACAAGUCUGCAAUAUUGUCGUGGAAAUAGAAGCACGACGACACUUGUCACUCAUCCCAGCGCUAGCUAAGAGCAUGCUACAAAAACAUUCCUCCUAAAGAGACAUAAUGGGUUCCACAUAACGAGCUAAUUCCCAACACAAGUCUGCAAUAUUGUCGUGGAAAUAGAAGCACGACGACACUUGUCACUCAUCCCAGCGCUAGCUAAGAGCAUGCUACAAAAACAUUCCUCCUAAAGAGACAUAAUGGGUUCCACAUAACGAGCUAAUUCCCAACACAAGUCUGCAAUAUUGUCGUGGAAAUAGAAGCACGACGACACUUGACACUCAUCCCAGCGCUAGCUAAGAGCAUGCUACAAAAACAUUCCUCCUAAAGAGACAUAAUGGGUUCCACAUAACGAGCUAAUUCCCAACACAAGUCUGCAAUAUUGUCGUGGAAAUAGAAGCACGACGACACUUGUCACUCAUCCCAGCGCUAGCUAAGAGCAUGCUACAAAAACAUUCCUCCUAAAGAGACAUAAUGGGUUCCACAUAACGAGCUAAUUCCCAACACAAGUCUGCAAUAUUGUCGUGGAAAUAGAAGCACGACGACACUUGUCACUCAUCCCAGCGCUAGCUAAGAGCAUGCUACAAAAACAUUCCUCCUAAAGAGACAUAAUGGGUUCCACAUAACGAGCUAAUUCCCAACACAAGUCUGCAAUAUUGUCGUGGAAAUAGAAGCACGACGACACUUGUCACUCAUCCCAGCGCUAGCUAAGAGCAUGCUACAAAAACAUUCCUCCUAAAGAGACAUAAUGGGUUCCACAUAACGAGCUAAUUCCCAACACAAGUCUGCAAUAUUGUCGUGGAAAUAGAAGCACGACGACACUUGUCACUCAUCCCAGCGCUAGCUAAGAGCAUUCUACAAAUGCUACAUGCUAAUAUAGCCACACCCAGGAACCUCACUCCAUCACUUUACACCAUUAUACUUCUUUUCGCUAGUUUCCUCUGCAACCCGUCUAGGCAGCAAGCUAGGUAGGCCUGCACCAAUGUUUACUUUUGCUGGACUGACGACAUAGCGACGUUCUUAAGGCAGCAAGCACAGCCAAGUGUCUUUACUAGUUUCAUAUCAAAUGUUUAUUAACCACGAUGAUCAAAUGUAUGUGCGGCUUCAAGAUAUCUUCCUGGCAAUAACUCAGAUAUGUAUUUCUAAUAUGACUGCAUGUGUUCUCUGAAUAAACACGAUGAAUAUUGA
Messenger RNA from Doryrhamphus excisus (bluestripe pipefish), 3166 nucleotides. The record is from RefSeq and is a predicted model, not a curated record. Lineage: Eukaryota; Metazoa; Chordata; Actinopteri; Syngnathiformes; Syngnathidae.